CAAUGUUUGGUGUGGGUGAUAAGUCCCUCAUGGAUAAGCUGGUAGCUGGUAAGCUGUCGUUCUACGUUGGCCCAGGCGACAACCUGGUAGACUUUGUGUCUGUGGAGGAUGUGGCUAUGGGACAUGUACUGGCCGCGGGUAAGGGAGGGACUCAUGCACCUGUAUCUUGCACCUGGAUCAUGCACCUGUAA
Messenger RNA from Sphaeroforma arctica JP610, 191 nucleotides. RefSeq lists its product as hypothetical. NCBI's taxonomy places the organism in Eukaryota, Ichthyosporea, Ichthyophonida. The transcript has a single exon. The annotation marks the transcript as partial. The record is from RefSeq and is a predicted model, not a curated record.